This is a messenger RNA of Penicillium cinerascens, 1758 nucleotides long. Its product is annotated as multicopper oxidase. Gene Ontology annotation, molecular function: oxidoreductase activity; copper ion binding. Bases 1 to 1758 code for a protein of 585 amino acids. The record is from RefSeq and is a predicted model, not a curated record. Lineage: Eukaryota; Fungi; Ascomycota; Eurotiomycetes; Eurotiales; Aspergillaceae. The transcript is spliced from 2 exons.
AUGAAGCUACAGAAUCUCGCUUUUCUGGUGCAGGCUCUCAGCACCGGCACUGUUUAUGCGCAGAUACCCUCUGGAAUGCCUACAGGACUCCUUCCGUCACUCGUGACAAGAACACAAAACACUUCUGCCGCAAGUCCAUCUACGACAGCUUGCCCAGGCAACACGCCGAACAACAGAGCCGCCUGGUGCAACUAUAGUAUUGACACCGACUACGAGAAUGUUGUUCCUGACACUGGCGAGACUCGCGAAUAUUGGUUCGAUGUUGACGAGGUCACCAUCGCCCCCGAUGGAUAUCCACGCCCGGUCAUGGCUGUGAAUGGAACAAUCCCGGGGCCCACGCUCUUUGCAAACUGGGGCGACAAUGUCGUCGUCCAUGUCACAAACCAUUUAGAACAAGCGCGAAAUGGAUCCAGCAUUCAUUGGCACGGUAUGCGACAGAAUUACACCAACCAGAACGAUGGUGUUGUCUCUAUUACACAGUGUCCCCUUACUCCUGGCCAGACCAUGACAUAUAGGUGGCGAGCUGUUCAGUAUGGCUCUUCUUGGUAUCACUCUCAUAUCGGGUUGCAAGCCUGGGAGGGUGUGUUUGGUGGCAUCGUCAUCAAUGGGCCGGCCACUGCAAAUUAUGACAUCGACAAGGGAUCUCUGUUCCUCAACGACUGGACACAUGCAACAGUUGAUCAGUGGUUUGACUUCGAACGGAACUCUAAACAUGGCCCAAUAACACUAGAUAACGGUUUGAUUAAUGGAACGAAUGUACUCGGAACUGGCGCAGAUACAACCAGGGGUUCGCGCUUCACUAUGAAGGUGGAUCAGGGUACCUCCUACCGGCUGCGGCUUGUCAACGCAGCCAUUGACACGCAUUGGAGUUUCAUGAUUGAUAAUCACAAUUUGACUGUUAUCGCAAUGGAUCUUGUGCCUAUUAAACCAUUCACCACGAACAUUGUGUAUAUUGGAAUGGGCCAACGUUACGAUAUCAUCGUGGAAGCAAACCAAGCUUCCGUAGCUGAAAACUUUUGGAUUCGAGCCGUACCAGGAAGUGGAUGCUCAUCGAAUUACCAGGAUAGCAACAUCCUAGGCAUAAUGUACUACGGCAGUGCCCCUCAGGGUGCAAACACUGUUGGAUACACGCCGGACCAAGACUGCCCAGAUAUGCCCAUGACCGACUUAGUUCCGUAUCUUGCAAAAGAUGUAGCGGCACCAGUCUGGGAUAAAUCCGAGAAUGUGACGAUCAGCGCCGCGACCGGAAUUUUCCGCUGGGAACUAAACAGCACUUCGAUGAAGGUCCUGUGGGAGAACCCGACACUCAAACAAGUAUACAACAACCAGAUGAACUUUACCAACUCAAGCGGCGUCAUUGAACUGCCGUUCAAGGAUGAAUGGAUAUACCUCAUGAUCAACACCGCUCGCGCCAUCACGCAUCCAAUCCAUCUACACGGGCAUGAUUUCUCUAUUUUGGCACAAGGGAUAAAUCCUUGGAAUGGAUCGAUGGUGACGAAGAAUCCGCCUCGUCGAGAUACAGCUAUGUUGCCUAGUAAUGGAUAUCUCCUUCUCGCCUGGCAGACUAACAAUCCCGGUGCGUGGCUCAUGCAUUGUCAUAUUGGGUGGCAUAUUGAGGAAGGAUUUGCGUUGCAGUUUAUUGAGCGAUAUGAUGAUAUCAAGCCUAUGAUUGAUUACACUGAGCUUCAGAAUGUUUGUGGGCCAUGGGAUGCAUAUGAUAAGAGUGCCAACGUCGUGCAAGACGACUCAGGUGUAUAG